CGACAACAAACCUCAUCAGAUCAACACAACAUGAAUGAAAGCUGAAACAUGUGCCUGCCUUCUUCGCUAUGGUGUUUGAACGAAUGCGGCUCUCGCAGCACAUCGCCAGAUCUGAGGCUCUUAUGACUGCCACAAAAAGGUUAGCCGGCCCCACUAUCAUGAUCAGCAAGUUCGCGGAUGCUCCGAUUGGGUCAAUUGAUGGAGCUUCCUCCACUCCUCCAAUGGUUCAUGAGCUGUAGAAUCGUCAUGGCACUGUACAAAUGCAUGCCAAUGUUUCUCCUCACCUCCCGGAAGCGCAACUGUUGACGUCUGGAUGACACCGAUUACUCAAAGCCCACCUUGGAAGGAAGCAGCCGCCGACCAAAUGUCAACGUCACGGUCAAUUGAGAGGGGUAGAGCUAAGCUACGAGGUUUAAGAGACUACCUGCAGCAUCCCUAGACAUUGUUUUCGAAAUGGACAUUCCUUCUUCUCUCACAUCCAAGCUUCCAGUCAUGUCUUCCAACAGCAACCAGACAAACCCUCUUCAGCACCCGCUGGAAGCAAUUGCUUCUGGCAUCCAGGGCGCUACCUCUGGCGAGGCUCGCGCUCCUAGACUUGCACACAACAUGUCUACUAAUGAGGGCCCUGCCGACAUCAUUGCCAAGGUCUCUGGUCAUACUCAAGGCGGAAAGCGCGAAGAUGAUGGACCCUACUACACAAACAAUGAAGGGAUUCCUCUGCCUGACCCUGCACACAGCAAGAACAUUGGAGGUAUCCCGCUGGUGAGCGAUGUUCACCUCCUGCAGAAGCAGCAGCACUUCAACAGAUCGAAGAACCUUGAAAGAAUGGUACACCCUUGCGGCAGUGGUGCUUUUGGCCACUUCGAAGUCACCAAGGACAUCUCGGAGCUAACCAAGGCCGAUUUCUUGUCAACCGUUGGCGAGAAGACACCCGUCUUCGUUCGUUUCUCUACCGUUACCCUGGGUCGUGAGUUCCCUGACGAGGCUCGUAACCCUCGUGGUUUUGCUAUCAAGUUCUACACCAAGGAGGGCAACUACGACAUUGUUGGCCUCAACUUCCCUGUCUUCUUCUGCCGCGACCCUAUCCAAGGACCCGAUGUUAUCCGUUCCCAAGCACGCAACCCCCGUAACUUCCUGCUCGACUACGAUGCCACAUUCGAUCUGCUCGGCAACACCCCCGAAUCGAUUCACGCCGGUGUGAUGUUCUUCAGUGACCACGGUACACCUCAAGGAUGGACCAACAACCACGGCUAUGGUUGCCACACAUUCAAGUGGGUCAACAAGCAAGGCAAAUUUGUCUACAUCAAGUACCACUUCAUUGCCAAGCACGGCCAGAAGCAAUUCACUCAGCCUGAAGCCAUCCGAAUCUCGGGUGAGAACCCUGACUACUCCAAACAAGAGCUAUGGGAGGCCAUGGAGCGUGGUGAAGAGAAGGAAUGGACAGCUAAGGUACAGAUUAUGCAGCCCGAAGACGCCGACCCUGCAAAGCUCGGCUUUGAUCCCUUCGAUGUCACCAAGGUCUGGCCUCGUGAUCAGUUCCCCAUGCACGAGUUUGGUCGCUUGGUGCUCAACAAGAACCCUGAGAACUACCACCGCGAUGUCGAGCAGGCUGCCUUCUCGCCAGGCUCCAUGGUACCUGGUAUUGAGGACUCGCCCGACCCGCUGCUGCAGUUCCGCAUGUUCUUCUACCGCGAUGCCCAAUACCACCGUAUCGGUAUCAAUUUGCACCAAGUUCCGACCAACUGCCCCUUCAUGGCUCGCUCGGUAUCAUCCGUCAACUUCGAUGGUGCAAUGCGCGUAGAUGCCAACCAUGCAGGCAAUAAACAAUACAACCCCAACAGCUUCUCACACAAGUUCCGUCCUGACGUGGCUGAAACGCCCUACAAGGUUUCGGACAAUGUCGUUUCCCGCAAGAGCCAUUACUACCACGAGUGCAAGGUCAGCGAGUACGACCAGGUCCGCGAGCUCUACACACGUGUCAUGGAUGAUGGUGCACGAGCAAACCUCCACUCGAACACAGCCAAGAUGAUGAGCCACGUCAACUACCCUAUCAUCCAGAAGAAGUUCUUGGCUCAGAUCUACAACGUUGCUCCCGAGUACGCUCGCGCUGUGUACGACCUCACAACUUACAAGAACGAGAAGUUUGACUUCUCCGAGGUUGAGAAGCUCAGCAAGGAUGCUCACAUGUGGUACAAGGAGCCCAAGCUGAGACCUGAUGAGGAUGACAGACUUGUGGGCUUCGCUCCCGCAAACCCCUUCUACCACUAAGAGAUUCACUGUGCUUCCUAGGAGCCUGAUGUUGUAAUGUCGACACACCUGAGUCUGAAUUGUUUUCCUAUAGUUUGAGAUACC
This is a messenger RNA of Aureobasidium pullulans EXF-150, 2352 nucleotides long. Its product is annotated as heme-dependent catalase. NCBI's taxonomy places the organism in Eukaryota, Fungi, Ascomycota, Dothideomycetes, Dothideales, Saccotheciaceae. Gene Ontology annotation, cellular component: peroxisome; mitochondrion; cytoplasm. Gene Ontology annotation, biological process: hydrogen peroxide catabolic process; response to hydrogen peroxide. The record is from RefSeq and is a predicted model, not a curated record. The coding region runs from base 454 to 2268 and encodes 604 amino acids. Gene Ontology annotation, molecular function: catalase activity; heme binding. The transcript has 4 exons.